This is a messenger RNA of Trichoderma breve, 1212 nucleotides long. Its product is annotated as oxidoreductase FAD-binding domain-containing protein. The record is from RefSeq and is a predicted model, not a curated record. The transcript is spliced from 2 exons. Gene Ontology annotation, molecular function: oxidoreductase activity. The coding region runs from base 1 to 1212 and encodes 403 amino acids. Lineage: Eukaryota; Fungi; Ascomycota; Sordariomycetes; Hypocreales; Hypocreaceae.
AUGUCAAGCCGGAGAGCCGUUCUUUCGGCAGCAAGACUCGACCACUUUCAUCUCAAAACGUCUCAGUCUCUCAUAAGCGCCUUUUCAACAACGGCGAGAACAGCAUCACCAUCUACACGAUGCCUCCGCCAAUAUUCCACCGCUUCUCAAUCUCAAUCUCACUCCCGUCCCGUUAAAAAAUCACGCAAAAUCCCCAUCUUCAUCACCACAGCCAUCCUCGGCGGCACCAUCUACUACUUCUCCUCACCCUCUAAACCCACCCUCCUCAACUCAGAAACCUUCAUCCCCUACACAAUAACCUCCCGAGAAGCCAUUUCCCCAACAUCAUUCAUCUUCACAAUCUCGCCUCACACUCCAAAUCCUUCUCUCCCGUAUCUCACCCCUUCUACAUCCUCGUGGCGCUACCCCCUCUGGUCCGUCGAGUUCAAGCAGCCCCAAGUCCAAAUCGCCCGCCACUACACGCCUCUGCCUCCCCAAGAGUCUGAGGACCCGGCUGAUGGAUCUCUACGCUUCUACGUGCGCGCCAUAGGAGGCGGCGAAAUGUCGACUUACCUCAGCCGCCUCGGCGUCGGCCACGAUGUCUGGCUGAGAGGACCUCACGUAGGCUUCGACGUCACGGCGAGGCUCGGCGCCAUGGACAAUAUCGUCUUCCUCGCUGGCGGCACGGGCGUCGUCCCAGCUAUGCAAGUCGCCAAGGCAGUGUUGGAGAAGAACCCGGAUGCACAAGUAAAUCUCCUCUGGGCGAUACGCAAGAGGGGGGAGCUGCAGCGGGAUCCUAGCCCAAUAGCAACGCAGCUGAGGGAUAUGAAGACGACGUAUGGCCAACGACUGCGAAUACAAGUCGCCAUUGACGAGGAGCAGACGCAGUUCCGUGAGGCUGAUCUUCAAAACGCCAUCUCAGGGGCACAAGACCGACGUCUCUUAGCCAACCGUUCUAUUACAGGCUCCGGAUGCCGUCUACACGACUCAGCAUUGUUAGAAUUGACGUCCGAGUUUGAGACUCCCGCCUCGGUAGACGAUUGUAAAUGCGGGCAUGGAGCUGGGAAAAACCUCUUCAUGGUUUCAGGCCCGGAUGGCUUCAUUGCUCACUAUGCUGGAUCCAAAAGAUGGCUCGGUGGCCAGCAGGUUCAAGGGCCGGUGGGCGGCGUAGCAGCUCAACUUCAGAGAAGAUACCCGAGCUUGGCAGACGACUGGCUCGUCCUGAAGCUCUAG